Messenger RNA from Rhincodon typus (whale shark), 3795 nucleotides. It is a transcript of the gene man2c1, whose product is annotated as mannosidase, alpha, class 2C, member 1. The record is from RefSeq and is a predicted model, not a curated record. Gene Ontology annotation, molecular function: alpha-mannosidase activity; carbohydrate binding. NCBI's taxonomy places the organism in Eukaryota, Metazoa, Chordata, Chondrichthyes, Orectolobiformes, Rhincodontidae. Bases 30 to 2717 code for a protein of 895 amino acids. The transcript has 23 exons. Gene Ontology annotation, biological process: mannose metabolic process; oligosaccharide catabolic process.
UUAGGGGAGACGUUUAGAAGCGGUGCACCAUGGCCAGUUUGGUUCUGAAGAACCGCCGGGCGACUCUGGAAAGAGCCGAGAAAUUCGUCUCCGCCGAAUAUUUCACUGACAUUAACCUGCGGGGCCGGCUGUUUGGUGCUUGCUGUCCUGUUGAAUCACUUUCCUAUUUUCUGGCACCCUCGCGCAUCCUGUAUGAGAAAGCUGUGACGCGAGAAUUUAUUCCUGCUAAGGUUGGAGAUUCCUUUGGACCAACAUGGUGGACGGCCUGGUUCAGGGUGAUGCUGACUAUUCCAAAGGCUUGGAAAGGUGAGGAAGUGCACUUUGUGUGGGAGAGCGAUGGAGAAGCGAUGGUGUGGAGAAAUGGCAUUCCAGUACAGGGACUGACCAAAGAAGGGGAGAAGAUCAGCUAUGUCCUGACAGAGAAACUCACAGAUGAAGAACCUCACAGCUUGGAGCUGUAUGUGGAACUGGCGUGCAAUGGAUUAUUUGGAGCAGGGAAGGGCUCGAUGAUUUCAGCCCCGGAUCCGAACCGCAAUUUCACUCUCUACAGAGCUGAGCUGGUUGUCUUCAACAGAGACGUUCAUGAGCUGCUGAUUGACUUCGAGAUCCUCUCUGACAUUGCAAAGCACCUCGGCAUUGAAAAUCAGCGUAGCUAUCAAGCAUUGUACACUGCCAAUAAGAUGGUGAAUGCCUGUGAUGUGGAAGACAGGAGCACAUUUGCAGAAGUUCACAGAUUGGCUAGCGAUUUUCUUCAGCAAGAGAAUGGCAAGAGUCAGCAUACAGUGCAUGCAAUGGGAUAUUGCCACAUUGAUACAGCUUGGUUGUGGCCUUAUGAGGAGACUAUUCGAAAAUGUGCUAGGAGCUGGGUAUCUACACUUCGCCUUAUGGAGAAAAACCCAAACUUUAUCUUUACUUGCUCACAGGCACAGCAGUUGGAGUGGGUAAAGAACUGUUAUCCAGACUUAUACACACAAAUCAAGGAGUUCGCUGAGAAGGGACAGUUUGUCAUGGUGGGAGGUACCUGGGUGGAAAUGGAUGGAAAUCUCCCUUCUGGUGAAUCCAUGGUGCGACAAUUCCUUCAGGGUCAAAGGUUCUUCCAACAAGAGUUUGGGAAGCAUUGCUGUGAGUUCUGGUUGCCAGAUACAUUUGGAUAUUCUGCACAGCUGCCACAGAUUAUGCAGGGAUGCGGUAUCACACGCUUUCUCACUCAAAAGCUCAGUUGGAACCUGGUGAAUGAAUUCCCGCACAACACAUUCUUUUGGGAAGGAAUUGAUGGCUCCAGGGUCCUGACCCAUUUUCCACCUGGUAACUCCUAUGCAAUGAAAUGUCAGGUAGAGGAUCUGCUGAAUACAGUUAAAAAUAAUAAGGACAAAGGUCGUGUCAAUGACAGUGCCAUACUAUUUGGGUUUGGAGAUGGGGGCGGUGGACCCACACAGGACAUGUUGGAUCGACUACAGAGAGUUGAGAACACAGAUGGGCUUCCCAGGGUGAAACAAUCCAGCCCAGAAACCUUCUUCUCAAUUCUGGAAGCUGAUACCACAAUGCUUUGUACCUGGGUUGGUGAACUGUUUUUGGAACUACACAAUGGCUCCUAUACUUCACAGGCAAAGAUUAAGAAAAGCAAUCGUAAAUGCGAAUGUAUCCUUCGCAGUGUUGAAGUUGUGAGCAGUCUGGCAUCUGUACAGAAGGACACCUUUGAAUAUCCAAGUUGUCAACUGCAGCAUCUCUGGAGACUGUUGCUCCUCAAUCAGUUCCAUGAUGUGCUGCCUGGUACAUGUAUACAGUCUGUAGUGGAAGACGCAAUAAAGUUCUAUGAAGAAAUCCAGAGCAAUGGGAAUGAACUUCUGAAAGAGGCAAUACAGUGUCUCCUGGGAGGAUCUGUGCAGGAGACUGGGAAGAACAUCAAUGUGCUCAACACCCUGUCAUGGGAACGGACUGAGGUUAUCUCAAUGCCUCGACUGGAAGGAGACGAAGUCCUGGCUCUGGUAAAGGUCCCCAGUGUAGGGUUUGCCACAGUGACCAACCCCCUGGUCCCACCUCAUCCAGUUAUUGUCACUUCUCAGGGAGAUGGCUCUGUACUUAUGGAGAAUGGAAUUCUCAAAGUCGCAUUUGAUUCAUUGGGUCGUAUAACAUCACUUUCUCAUUUACUUUACAAAAGGGUCUGGGGGCACAAGUGGGCUGAUCUAUCGGAGCAUGGCUUUGGUGUAGCAUUACUGAAUGAUUGCAAGUAUGGAUACUCAGUGCAUCGCAACAUAAUGACACUAUCCCUCUUGCGAGCUCCAAAAGCACCAGAUGCCACAGCUGAUAUGGGCCAUCAUCAGUUCACUUAUGCUAUCAUGCCCCAUGCAGGUUCUUUCCAAGAGGCCAAUGUGAUUCAGUUUGCUUACAACAUUAACUACCCAUUACAUAUUGUGCCUGCUGAACCCAGUGUCAGUGCUUCCAGUUCCUGGAGUGCUUUCUCGAUCCAGUCUCCUGCUGUCAUUCUGGAAACUAUUAAACAGGCUGAAGACAGAAAAAAUGCUUUGGUAAUUCGGCUGUAUGAGUCACAUGGCAGCACCGUGGUCACAUGGUUGCAUACUUCACUGCCUGUUAAACAAGCAGUCUGGUCUGAUCUUCUGGAACAGCCCAUCGGAACCAAACCCCUCUCCAUCAUUGACAGUCAGAUCCAGCUUUCCUUCACUCCAUUCCAGAUCCGUUCCCUACUGCUCACUUUCUGAGCUAUAAUUGUAGAAAGUGGGACUCAUACAUGGUUUCUAUUAAUUUCUAUUAAUUAGUUUCUUUUUAAAUUAUCAUUGAAAUAGUUUCUAAAUACAACACAAUCAAGCAUACUGUAGUAAAUGAACAGCAUUAUUUAAUGAAAUUACCAAUGCAAAAAAGGUAUGUCUUGAUCAUUCCUUACACUUGUAGAGUGUGAUUUGCUAGUUUUCACAUAUGACUGUAGGUAGACUGUUAAGAUCUCAGCAGCAAUAACAGCUAGUAUUAUACAGCAUUUUUAACAUAGUAAAUUGGUUAAAGCUGCUUCUGAUCUGGAGGUGAUGGUGUCGAACUGGAGUGGACGAAGUCAGAUGACACCAGGUUAUAGUCCAAUAGAUUUAUUUGAAAUCACAAGCUCUUGGAGUAUUGCCCCUUCGUCAGGUGAAGCUGCUUCCGUCAUCAGUUAAAACUAGUGAGAAACUCAGAAGGGUGAACAAAACCUUGUUCUGAGGUAGGCUUCAAGCAGCACGUCAAGAGAGAAAUUUAGGAAGGGAACGAUAGAGCUGAGGUUCUGGAAUAUCGUAGAAGGUUACAGGGCCACAUUUUAACAGCAGAAUGAAGAAGUUAAAAAUCUAGGCUUUUGACAAUGUAGGUCUGUACGUAGGGGAGUGAAAAACGAUUGGAAGUGAUAGGGGAAGCUAAAUUUUAUGUAAGUUUAAAGACAGUAUAAAAUAGAAGGCUGGCUAGGGGAAUAUCGCAAGAGUCCAGUCUAUAUUUAACAAUCAGUAUGAGGAUUUCAGCAGCAGACAGGCUGAGGUAGAGAUGGGGGAUAAGGCACAAUCCACAACUGUUCCAUUAUUUUGGCUGUAGACCACCUGUCUCUGAUCAGGGCAAAUACAUAGGAAGUAUUUUCCUUUAGAAAACAUUUGUACAAUUCACCAGCCCAGGACAAAAGUCUACACACCUGGAGACUUCCCUCUAGUUUAUUAAAACUUACAUAUGGCAAACUGUUUUCUAAAGAUCUUUUUAAUUAAAAAGUCAGUAAACAAAUCCUAUUGAGAAUGAUUAGUGGAAUAAAAUGAUUUUUGCAAUUACACAAAA